GAAAGAAAAUUCCAAAUGGAUACACGCCCACUUGCACACUUUAGUGUCUGUUUACCUUCAUUCACUGGCUGCUCUCCCCUCAAUCUCUUACUCCCCUCGCCUUUCAUUACACUGAAGAGAGAGAGAAUGGCACAGUUGCUCACUUACAAGGCCAGGAGGUCCGGCGGGACAAAACCUGUCCAGAAUGGAGGCUUGGUAGGAAAUGGAGUAUCCACUCACCUCCAGUCACCCUCACUGCCAGGAGGAGGAGAGAGUGAGACUGAUGAGCCUCUCAUUGAAUCACUGCCUCUGGAUAUAUUACUCAAAGUCUUCUCCUUCCUUGAUGUCAUCUCUCUAUGCCGAUGUGCUCAAGUUUCAAAGAAAUGGCAUGAGUUGGCACUGGAUGGUAGCAAUUGGCAGCAUGUGGACUUCUUUGAUUUUCAAGUUGACAUUGAGGAACAAGUUGUUGACAGGCUAUCAAGAAGGUGUGGUGGUUUCUUAAGGUCGCUGAGUCUCAAAGGCUGCGAAGGAGUGGAAGAUUCUGCCAUAAAGACAUUCUCAACACACUGUCCUUACAUAGAGACCCUCAUAUUGCACAAGUGUUACAGAGUGAGUGAUACUGCAGUACAGUCCCUCAGCCAACACUGUAAUAAACUAGUUCGUCUUGACCUGUCUUCAUGUAGAGGGAUAUCUGAUAAAUCAUGCACUUACCUAGCUGCUGGUUGUAAAGAUCUAGCCUACAUAGAUCUCUCAUAUUGUGCAAUUACUUACAAAGGUGUCAUCUCGUUAGUGGAGGGGUGUGGCCAACUUUCCGGGCUCUCAUUACAGUACUGUGGUGAGUUGACAGAUGAGGCGUUGAAACACGUUGGAAGCCACUGUCCUAAGUUAAAGAGACUCAACAUUCAAGCAUGUAGGAGAGUUAGUGACAUUGGUAUAGAAGCAAUAUGCGAGGGCUGUCAGCUACUGGAGAGGAUAAACAUGUCACACAUAGACCAACUAACAGACCAGUCACUUAGGAAGCUCAGCCUCUGCUCACAGCUGAAGGACGUUGAAGCUGCUGGUUGUUCCAAUUUCACUGAUGCUGGGUUUAUAGCACUGGCCAAUGGUUGUUCUGGCUUGACAAGGAUGGAUCUUGAGGAGUGUAUAUUAGUAACUGAUGCUACUCUUGUUAAACUAGGAGCUAACUGUCCUAACCUUGAGAGCCUGGUGUUGUCUCAUUGUGAGAGGAUAUCUGAUUCCGGUAUAAACCAGUUGCUGGACAGUCCUUGUGGUGAGAUACUCCAGGUAUUAGAACUGGACAAUUGUCCUCAAAUCACUGACAAUACACUUGAGAAACUAAGAACAUGUAAUACAUUGAAACGUGUAGAAGUAUUUGAUUGUCAGCUUCUCUCAAGAAUGGCAAUACAAAAGCUACAGCACACUCGACCAGACAUCACUGUCCACGCCUAUUUUCCACCACACCCACCCCAAGCUCCUCCCCCUCAGAGUAGACGAAGGGUCACCUGUCAAUGUUGUAGUUUAUUAUAAUUUUUUCAUCAUUUAUUUUUUCAUUUUAUUAAUUUCUUUUCUCUCUCUCUUUGUGUAGUAGCAUCUGUAUGUAUACAUUUUUUCUCACAGCAUUAUUAUAGCAUCAUCUAUCAUUCAUUCAUUCAUCAUAUUAUUAUAAUCAGCAACAUUAAUUAUAUUAUUAUCAUUAUUACUCAGUCAAUAUUAUCUCUGUAUCAUCAUCAUUAUUCUACCAUUCAUUAUGAAUAUCACUGGAAAA
Amphimedon queenslandica is the source of this 1744-nucleotide messenger RNA. RefSeq names its product F-box/LRR-repeat protein 2-like. Gene Ontology annotation, biological process: SCF-dependent proteasomal ubiquitin-dependent protein catabolic process. Gene Ontology annotation, cellular component: SCF ubiquitin ligase complex. Gene Ontology annotation, molecular function: protein binding. NCBI's taxonomy places the organism in Eukaryota, Metazoa, Porifera, Demospongiae, Haplosclerida, Niphatidae. The coding region runs from base 16 to 1506 and encodes 496 amino acids. The transcript has 13 exons. The record is from RefSeq and is a predicted model, not a curated record.